Molecule: messenger RNA, 1654 nt
Organism: Pomacea canaliculata
Lineage: Eukaryota; Metazoa; Mollusca; Gastropoda; Architaenioglossa; Ampullariidae
Exons: 3
Coding region: 258-608 (116 amino acids)
Source: RefSeq, a predicted model, not a curated record
GCGGCCAGGAGUUGAAGGACGCCUGUGCAGCGCUAGGUCACCACACUUCUGCCCCACGACCUGUACAGACCUGAGCAUCUCAGAGAUGAAGACCGCUGUACUCCUGCUUCUCUGCUACUGCUGUCAUCGCUGCCAACGACGAUGGCAGUCACGACCCACCAUGUCUGACUUCUCAGCACGAGUGUCGAGACCACGUGGGCCUGUCCGCUCUCUUCGUCUUCAACGGCGACUACUACUGCUGCACCGCUGGUCACACCAUGCAGUGGAGAAACACCAACAACUGCACCUGCCACGCAACACACCAAGUUGAAACGUGUCAUGCUGGACAGCAAGCGUGCGUCAACGCCGCGACCUUCAUCCUGGACGGCGAAGGCAACAUCCACUGCUGUCCGCCCGGCAGCAGCAGCAUUCAGGCUUUCCACACCAACCUUAACGGCCGGCAGGUCGACAGCUGCACUUGCUCCUUCCAGGUGUCCCCCGACGACGACAUCCCGGAGGCUGCCAACAGCGUGGUGUUCACCAACACACAGGUGGCUGGCGAAGACGCCAACGUCACUCACAUCGGUCAGGAGGCGCGGCAUGCUGGCAGGCGCUUCUCGACGACAUGAGGGCUUUGAGAGACAACUUAGCGCGGGCAUUCAACAACCUGCCGGGCUUGCGUCAUCACCAAGAUGAUGACGAUGACGAUGAUAAUGAUGACGAUGGCGAUGAUGAUCAUGAUGAUGACCACCACAAUGGUGAUAAUUGUGACUCCUGUUAACUCCCAAGUUUUAACUUUGUUUUGAUUUUUUUUUUAAUUGUCUUAUUAUUCUAGAUUUACAUUAUUCUAAAACAUUACAGAAAAAAAGCGCUGUCCUUUUGCCUUGUAUUUUUUUUAAAGCUUCAAGUUUUUAUGCCCCUUCAACUGUUCCAAGUUAAGGGAAAGUUUUUUUUAUACAGAUUUUGCAGAAACAGUGACAACGUUUACCACAAAAACUAAAUUUUCCCCCAACACACGAGGAAUGCUUUAUACAGACAGUGUCAGACAUAUUGGAUACAUACACAGAACACUGCAACUCCGAUUCGUAACUUUCAAGCUAUCCGGAAGUGACGGACCUCGGAUAAGUGAAAGUGUUCCAUUUCUGGACUCUUUUCUCGUACCAAACACACUUUUUUACACGCUUGAGUGUGUUUUAGAAUGUUGAAUUAUGACCUGGAUGUAUAGUAGUCCAGAACUUUUCCUGGACAUACAGCAAUCCAUUUACUGGUCUCUUGAAGAGCUAGUUAAGCUUUAGUAAGAGGACUCUGUAACUAGCACUUCAUGUCUUAGAAAAAAAAGAGAAAUCGCCUAAAACGGAGAUUUUUAAAUAUAACAAGCUAUCAAAACACUGUUAGUUUGUUAUGAUAGUCCGAGAAUAGUUGUAUUUAGUGUCUACAAAAGUUCUUUCCUUCCGAAAGAGAGAGGUCGUACUGCUGGUAGUUCCUGCUAGUGUUAGGCAGAAGGUAUUGACCAUGCUGCAUGACGACAGAAGUCAGAUCGUCCUUGGUCCUUGGUGGUGACAGAAGAUUGGUAUGUGUGAAGUGGCCUGGUAUGACAUAAUGUGACACGUUGGUGUAGACAAGUUGACUUACAGAUUUAAAACAAACUGUUACUCUCCACCCCACCCCACCCCAC